AUGGCACCCUCCGAAUCAGAGAGCAACACCUCGACACCUCGGUCCUUCACGGGCCAGAGUGUGUCCGCCGAGGACAUGCUCAAGUCACAAACAGUCGGCCUCGUCCACCUCUCCGACUUUCGAAAGCGGCGCGCCGAAGUGUUAGAGCAGAAGGAGCGCGAGGCGCAUGACAAGUCGCUAGGCCGACUGGGAUCUGGUAACUCCCGAAGCGCAACUCCAUCCGCCGGCGAGGUGACAGACUCAUCGACGACACCGCGGAGUGAUGGGCCUCCUAAGAAAAAGAAAAAGAAGCCGUUGGCGAAAAGCAAACUCUCGUUUGGCGAUGAUGAAACCGGGGAAGAAGAGUCCGGGGCGGGCACUCCACGUGAGCCGAGUGUCUCGCGGUCUGCGUCCAAGACCCCCGUCGACGAUGGGUCUGCGCCGCGGCGCAUGAAAGCCAACCCGAAUGCGCCGCCGCCACCCAAAGCCCUGACCAAGGCGUCUAUCGAGGCCGAGGCACUGGCGCGCGAGUCCCUGCGCAAGGAGUUUUUGGCGAUGCAGGAGGCUGUGAAGAAUACGGAGAUAUUGAUCCCGUUUGUCUUUCACGAUGGCACGAAUGUCCCCGCAGGAACGGUCAAGGUGAAGAAGGGGGACCAUGUCUGGCUGUUUUUAGACCGGUGUCGCAAAGUUGGCGCUGAACUGGGCGUUCGGGGUGCCAAUAACGCAUCCAAGGCGCGACAAGAUACCCGCCGGGAAUGGGCCCGAGUCAGUGUGGAUGAUUUAAUGUUGGUGAAGGGGGAUGUCAUUAUACCUCAUGUCAGUUCAGUGUUCUUCUCUGCCUUCUGGAAUAUCUAUGUACUAACCCACCCCCAGCACUACGAGUUCUACUACUUCAUCGCCAAUCGGAUCCCCAACUACUCUCGCACCGGCGGCUUGCUGUUUGACUAUUCGGACAAGCCUCCCCCAGCCAGUGCCAGUGAUAACGACCCCUUAUCCCGACCCAGUGACGACCAACUAGAAGGUGCAGAUAAAGAUGCCACGCAGACCAAAGUGGUGGACCGGCGGUGGUAUGAGAAGAACAAGCAUAUAUACCCAGCGAGUCUGUGGCAUGAGUACGAGCCUGGCAAAGAGUUCGAGGAAAAGAUGACCUCGACGAGGCGAGACGCGCUGGGGAACACGUUCUUCUUUGAUUGA
This is a messenger RNA of Penicillium lagena, 1173 nucleotides long. RefSeq names its product FAM50/XAP5 family protein. Lineage: Eukaryota; Fungi; Ascomycota; Eurotiomycetes; Eurotiales; Aspergillaceae. Gene Ontology annotation, cellular component: nucleus. The transcript is spliced from 2 exons. Gene Ontology annotation, biological process: chromatin organization. Bases 1 to 1173 code for a protein of 390 amino acids. The record is from RefSeq and is a predicted model, not a curated record.